Messenger RNA from Astyanax mexicanus (Mexican tetra), 2064 nucleotides. RefSeq names its product tyrosine 3-monooxygenase/tryptophan 5-monooxygenase activation protein, theta polypeptide a (gene ywhaqa). Gene Ontology annotation, biological process: signal transduction. The record is from RefSeq and is a predicted model, not a curated record. Gene Ontology annotation, cellular component: cytoplasm. NCBI's taxonomy places the organism in Eukaryota, Metazoa, Chordata, Actinopteri, Characiformes, Acestrorhamphidae. The coding region runs from base 318 to 1055 and encodes 245 amino acids. The transcript is spliced from 6 exons.
CAGAAAAGGUUCCGAUUGGAUUAGAGGGCUGCUGACCACGCCCUCUCUUUUCAGGUUCGGUUGGACGUUAAUCGGAGUCUUUUCUCCCUCCGAAGACAGCCGAAGCGGGCAGCGCGGUAGUGGAGCCCCGGUAGAAGGUCCGUUGGUCGGUAGCUAAACCCUGGAUUACUUUACCCGUUCCUUUGUUUCUUCGUGUCUGAGCCACUCCUCUCCUUCCUUUCACUGAUUCUCCUUCCUUAACCUCCACCUGGACUCGCCGCUCUGCCGGAGUUAGUAAACACAGUCUUCAGCUAGCUUUCUCUCCGCCAUCUAAAACCAUGGAUAAAACGGAGCUCAUUCAGAAGGCCAAGCUGGCCGAGCAGGCCGAGCGCUACGACGACAUGGCGGCGUCCAUGAAGCUGGUGACAGAGCAGGGCAGCGAGCUCACGAACGAGGAGAGGAACCUGCUGUCCGUUGCCUACAAGAACGUGGUGGGGGCACGGAGGUCUGCGUGGAGGGUCAUCUCGAGUAUUGAGCAGAAGACGGAGGGCAGCGACAAGAAACUUCAGAUGGUGAAGGAGUACAGGGAGAAAGUGGAGGAAGAGCUGCGCGAAAUUUGCAACGACGUGCUGGGGCUUCUGAGCAAAUAUUUGAUUGAGAACUCCUCCAGUGCUGAGAGCAAAGUCUUCUAUUUAAAGAUGAAGGGUGACUACUACAGAUAUCUUGCAGAGGUUGCCUCAGGAGAUGAUAAGAAGGAUACGAUAAGUAAUUCGCAGAGCGCUUACCAGGAUGCAUUUGACAUUAGUAAGAAAGAGAUGCAACCUACGCACCCCAUUCGCCUGGGUCUGGCCCUCAACUUUUCCGUCUUCUACUAUGAAAUCCUUAAUUCUCCUGAGCAGGCUUGUGCCCUGGCUAAGCAGGCUUUUGAUGAAGCCAUUGCAGAGCUUGAUACGCUGAAUGAAGACUCAUACAAAGACAGCACACUCAUCAUGCAGCUGCUUAGAGACAACCUCACAUUAUGGACGUCUGACAAUGCAGCAGAUGAGGGUGAAGGAGGAGACGGAGGAGAGAACUAAGACCCUGUGUGUUCUCUCCACAGUUAAAAGAAAAGUAAAAAAAGAAAAAAAAAACUUUUUACACAUCUCCAUUCCUUAUUGUUUCACGUAUGAUUAUUCUAGCCCUGUAAAUCCAUGAUCAUUACCAAUGAGCUGUGUGUAAGGAAAAUUCCAGUCAUCCUGAUUUAUUUUUCUUCCCCCACCCUUCUUCCACCCCCCACCUUGCUUGUGGUGGUCAUCAAAAACAUUACAUUAAGGUAACUCCUCCAUUCCUCCUUUGGUUUCGUGGUUUUGUCAUUUUGGCCUGUAUGUGCAGUGUCUGCUGUAGAAAAGCAUUAGCCUCACAUUGCAUUAACAGUCUGUUAAUGGUCAGAGAACAACUAGUGUAUGCCGACUGCAAAUUUGGUAAAUUAGAAAUGUCAGUAACGAGCAAAGACUGCCUUGGGCAGAGCAUUGGCCAGCACACGUCUUGCUGACGAUUAAAUCCUGGUGGACCAUCAUGGCUUGAACACUCCUUCACUCAAGUACUGUUAAGAUGAAAGGUUGCUGUUUUUCAUCUGCUCACUGUUCUGUAAUUUCUUUCUUUUUUUAACCCUCUCUUCCUUCUCAGCAGGCUCUUUUAGCCAGGGCUUCUUGGAAGUCACAAAAUAAAGCACUCCUUCCUCACGAAAUUCACUUUGUGUUACUUUGAAGCAUGUCUUGAGUCAAAUGGUGCCACUAUGAAGGCUUGUAAUAGACUUAAACAGUCAUAUGAUUAAAAAAAAGACCAUGCAUGCCCAUUUUUCAGUGUACACUGGUAUGGGAACUGAUCUUGCAUACACACUGCUCCACUGUUUGGUUAAAUACUUUCAUUGCAGGUUUGUGCACAUGUUGAGGAUGUUUGAUUUGUCCAGUGAUGUCGAUAGAUAUUCGAACCACUGUUGUGUUUUUGCUAAUCAUUGAUUGUAGUCCCCAAGAGCCUUGUGAAAAUGUUUAAAUGCCCUACGUAUCAGCUAUGUAUCCUGAAUUAAAAUGACCAUUUUAUAAACCA